Messenger RNA from Liolophura sinensis, 1015 nucleotides. Its product is annotated as tetraspanin-18-like. The record is from RefSeq and is a predicted model, not a curated record. The transcript is spliced from 8 exons. Bases 38 to 868 code for a protein of 276 amino acids. Lineage: Eukaryota; Metazoa; Mollusca; Polyplacophora; Chitonida; Chitonidae. Gene Ontology annotation, cellular component: plasma membrane.
AGAUCAUAGUUGAACUGAACUGAGCUGAACUGUAACCAUGUGUGGGGAGACGAUAGCAAAAUGGGCUUUGAUGAUACUCAACAUCAUCUUUGUGCUACUAGGGAUAGCCUGUUUGGCAGUGGGAAUAUUCGCCCUUGUGAACACGAAUGACACAUAUUACACAUACCUGACAAGUUAUUCGGAGGACCUCUCGUCGCUGGACACACCAUCUCUGGUGCGAUCGGCGGCCAUUGUCUUGGCUGUAAGUGGCGGAGCGAUAUGUAUCAUCGCAAUCCUUGGUUUCUGUGGCGCCUGCCAACUGAUAAAGGGAUGUCUUUAUGCGUAUGCAUUCUUGGUUAUGGCAAUCUUGGCCCUCCAGAUCGCUUCCGUUGUUGUUGCAAUUUUCUUCAACUCAAGGUUUGAGACGUAUGCCAUCAGUUGGUUGACGUUGGUCCUGAACAAAUAUUACCAAGGGCCGUAUGACACCUCCAAUGUCUACUCCCUAGCCUGGGAUACAAUGAUGGUCAAGCUGCAAUGUUGCGGGGCGAAUAACGGAACCGAUUUUGCUGCGCAGAAUAAGUGGAACAGGACUUACAUCUACGGGAAUAAUGACAGGGCAUCAAUCCCUCUGACAUGUUGUGAAUUCAACAACACAGCCUCUUUCCCCACUGACAUGGCGGCAUUCAUCAGCUCCAUGGUCAACAAAACAUGUCCGUUCACCGAGAGCGACUCUUACAGCUCAACGGGCUGCUACUCAGCCAUCAGGUCAACAGCACUCUCGUACAGUGCAUAUGUGAUCGGAGUGGGGGUGACUAUAGGCGUUAUCGAGCUCCUGGCAAUUAUCUUUGCUUUCGUCUUGGGUUGUAACGACGACGUGAUGUCUAAAUAGCCAGGAUGUAAGCUCGGAUUUGAUGUACAUAUAUUGGUGACCAGCCCUUUGGUCGAUGACAUGUGUGGAGCCGACACUCGCCUAACAUUUGGGAAGAGGUUUAGGAUGACGCUUUUGCAUGGACGCAAUUAAACAGAAUGAAAUGAU